Molecule: messenger RNA, 1719 nt
Organism: Meriones unguiculatus (Mongolian gerbil)
Lineage: Eukaryota; Metazoa; Chordata; Mammalia; Rodentia; Muridae
Gene: Pdss1
Product: decaprenyl diphosphate synthase subunit 1
Exons: 11
Coding region: 183-1409 (408 amino acids)
Biological process (GO): ubiquinone biosynthetic process; isoprenoid biosynthetic process
Cellular component (GO): transferase complex; mitochondrion
Molecular function (GO): prenyltransferase activity
Source: RefSeq, a predicted model, not a curated record
GGACGCGGCUACCGGUCAGGGCAAGCGGGUCAGAGGAGGGUCUGCCGGGGCGAGCGACAGCGCUCCGGGACCGGGUUGGAACAGGGUGCGGCCACACGCUUCCGGUGCUCAGCUUCCGGCUCCGGGUCCGGGCCUGGGGCAGAGGCGGAGCCACCGCCCGCCGCGACUUUCAGACUCGCACCAUGGCUCUGCGCUGGUGGUGCUGGCGGCGCGGCUGCUCUUGGAGGCAGGUGGCCGGGAGCCCGCGGCUGGGACACCCUAGCUGUGCGGAGCCGCUCGGGAUGCGCGCCGCCUCGGACACCCGCGCGCAGAUGCCCUAUUUUAGUCUGGUGAAGACUUUAGCAUCUGCUUUCCCAAGUGUGAACAGUAUAUCACAGUUUCACCAAAGGACACCAGCAGUGUGCUGUUGUAGUCAAACACAGAGUGGUGAGAAGUACACUGAUCCUUUUAAACUUGCCUGGAGAGACUUGAAAGGUCUGUAUGAAGACAUUAGAAAGGAGCUGUGCGUCUCCACCAGAGAACUGAAGGACAUGUCUGAAUACUACUUCGAUGGCAAAGGAAAAGCUUAUAGACCGAUUAUUGUGGUGCUAAUGGCCCGAGCAUGUAAUAUUCAUCAUAAUAACUCCCGAGACAUGCAAGCCAGCCAGCGCUCCAUAGCCUUAAUUGCAGAAAUGAUCCACACUGCUAGUCUGGUUCACGAUGACGUUAUUGACGAUGCAAGUUCUCGAAGAGGAAAACAUACAGUCAAUAGAAUCUGGGGUGAAAAGAAGGCUGUUCUUGCUGGAGAUUUAAUUCUUUCUGCAGCAUCUAUAGCUCUGGCACGGAUUGGAAACACAGCUGUUAUAUCUAUUUUAACCCAAGUUAUUGAAGAUUUGGUGCGUGGUGAAUUUCUUCAGCUAGGGUCGAAAGAAAAUGAGAAUGAAAGGUUUGCACACUACCUUGAAAAGACCUUCAAGAAGACUGCCAGUCUGAUAGCCAACAGUUGUAAAGCAGUCUCUCUCCUGGGUUGCCCUGACCCAGUGGUGCAUGAGAUUGCCUAUCAGUACGGCAAAAACAUUGGAAUAGCAUUUCAGCUCAUAGAUGACGUAUUGGACUUCACCUCAUGUUCUGAUCAGAUGGGCAAGCCAACAUCUGCAGACCUGAAGCUAGGCAUAGCCACCGGCCCUGUCCUGUUUGCUUGCCAGCAGUUCCCAGAAAUGAACGCUAUGAUAAUGAGACGGUUCAGCUUGCCAGGAGAUGUGGACAGAGCUCGGCAAUAUGUGUUACAGAGUGACGGCGUGCAACAAACAACCUACCUCGCCCAGCAGUACUGUCACGAAGCAGUGAGAGAGAUCAGGAAACUUAGACCAUCCACAGAAAGGGAUGCCCUCAUUCAGCUUUCAGAAAGUGUCCUCACAAGAGACAAAUGACUAUACUUUCUGUUCUUUCUGGCAGCUAUUUUACCAGACUGUGCCUAAUGAAUUUUGUGAAAUGAUAUUUGCUUCAUGUGCAGAUAACCAAAAAUCAUUUUAGAAAAUAAUUUCAACCUUACUAUUGGUGGGCAAUUUUUUUUAUUGGCAAAGUUUUUCAGAAAACUUUUUAAAUGUAAUUAAACCAGUGUCAUUAUAGUCCUAUAAAUUCUAAUCGAGGUAUCCUGAUGGUUAUAUGUGGUAUUGUUUACACUGUUAAUGCCCACAUGUAAAGCCAUUACACAAAUAAAUAAUCAACGUUAAAAUUCAA